AGUUUUUACUACUCUUAUUAGUUUUACUUUUAGAAUUAACAGACUACUUUAUAUUUAUAAACUUAAUCAUACUUGGUUUUCGUUCUAUUAAUGGCUUGAAAAUAAUAUUUGUACUGCAAUGUUGCACAAUUACAGGUUUGUAUGGAUGAUGGAGUCUUCCAAAAGCUUAUUUAUGUAAUUACUAUGACAUUUAGUGAUAAUCUGCUGACGUUUAGCCUAUUUCUACAUGUCUGAGUGUAUGGUAUCAAUGCAUCAAAGUUCAUUGUGAAUUGCGAAAACCCACUGUUAUCAUUGACAAAUAAUAGUAAAUAAAAACUAUUACAUAAGACAUAAAAACCACUGGCAGCAAAUUAAUUUUGAUAGUAAAUUACAGUAUUAAGUUGUAGGUUUGGAACUGAAACUUAAUGUUUUUUUCUUCUCAUAAUUUUGCUGUAGUCUGAGUUUUUUUAAGAGUUUUAGUAUUACAUUUUUUAAUAAUAAAGUAAUGUAAGAAUUUAUCAGUUUUAAGGGGCUCUAUUUUCACUAGCAAGUUAGCUUGUGUUGUGACAGGUGGCAUAUACAAGUUAAUUGCUUUGGUAAUAAAGAAACUUAAAGGUGAAAUUGGAAAAAUAAACAACCUCAUAAUGAAAAAAUAUGGUGAAUAUAUUCUUUUGUAUUUGGGUCAUGAUCUGUAUGUUUAAAAGAAUUGAACCCAGUAAUGGACAGCAGUAAAAAAAAAGAUAUAAAAUUAAUGUUUUAACUAUGAAUUAUAGUUGAUACUGUUAUUGCCCUUAGCUACACUUUAUACUACAGUGGUGUAACUACAAAAGAUGGGCCCCAUAUGUUUAUUUCUCUAUAAUUGUAGUUAUGAUUCUGGCUGAUUGAUACCAUUAACUUAGUACAACCAACCUUUAGUUCAAAUCAUUUAAACUGUAUUUAAUAGAGGCCCCUACAUUUAUUUUCACAUAAUUGUAGUUUUUACAAUUCUGGCUGAUUGAUAUCAUUAACUUAAAAAAACAGUACAACCACCUUUUAGUUCAAACAUAUUAAAUUGUAUGUUUCUCCCCUUGUCGACAAAUCAUAAGUUUGUACGGCUCGCUGGGCCCCCCUUUUGGCUCGAGCCCCACCCCCACUAUUGUACAUGUAUUCUUGUGCCAAUGCUAUAUUAGAUUAAUGGUUCAAAUUUCACUGAGAUCCUUUUUCUCAGAAUAAAUUACUAUUAAGAUAAUGAGCAGAGAGAGAUAAAUAGGAAAACUGACAAUUGUAUUAUGAUAAAAAGGUAAUCAAUCAGAUGUUUUCCUCAAACUACAGGUAAUCUAUACAGCUGGGUUUUAAAGUUCAAAUUCAGAUUUUUAUAGAUCAUUGUUCAAGUUACCAGUAUAUUAGCAUAUGCAUUCAAGAAAAGUUACUAUUUUACACAAAAUACAUGUGUUCAUCUCUAUCGGACAUUAUUUUAUUGUAUUAUAAGUGGCUUACAUAUUUAGUUAAUGCUAACAGAUGAAUUAUUACAGCAGAGGGUGAUAUAUGUUUUUUAUUUGUUUCCUCUUUUCCUUCGGAGUACCCUACCAUAAUUCACAGGAGCCGACCUUGUGCAUGUAUUUCAGAGCUAACAAGGAAGCAUUUGUUAUGUCACUUAUGAUUCAACACUCUAAUUAAUUUUCUACUAAAGAGGAAAUGAAAAAAAAAAAUUAUUGUGCUAGAAACAUUUGAAUAGAUAGUUAGAAAACUAUGUAACAAAAUCCAUGCUGGUACCAGUAUUACUAAGUUGACACUUAAUUCAAGGGCUCUGAAAUUUCAAAAAUACUACAGCAUAGAUAAACAAUGGUAAAUUAAGAAAAGUGCACACUUGGAACAAUGUUUGUACUAGUAAUGAAGAGAAGGUUUUGGGCUCUGACAUCACUAAUUUUUAUAUUCAUAUGUGGCUAUAUUUAUAUAUUAAAACGUUUACCAGUAUGGUACAAGAAUGUCGGAGAUGGAUGGGUGUUUAAUGAUAAACACCAAACAAACAAACUUCCAGGGCAUUGCCAGCAUCCUGAUCUGGACCCAUUUCAUCCACAAGUGAUGAAGUACUUGAAAGAUAUACCGAAACUGGAAUGUAAUAACGAGGAAGACUGGCUGCUUUUGUCAAGUGGAAGAAUUCUUGUAAACCAGAAAAUAAUUGAAAAACAUGGUCAUUUUAACUGUAAAUUAACAUACCGUGUACGUAUGAAUGACUUUGAAAACAAAAAAGGAAAGGUUGUGAACUUUAUGUCUGAAAAUAGUGAAAUACCUCUUGAUUCAGAUUUUUUUUAUGUUUCAUGCAAAGCGAAAGAUGGAGCAAAAUGGAAAAAUCUGAUGGCUGGAGUGUCUCGUUCUGAAUCAGCUGUUAAGAGAGCGAGAACAAAAAACUCUGCAGGAGAAUUUAUGAGUUUAAAUGUCCUGAUGUUUGGGUUGGACUCGAUGUCCCGCAAUCAUUUUAUAAGAAAACUUCCAAAGACAUACACUUACCUGACCAGUAUUUUAAAAGGUAUAGUUUUGAAGGGAUACAAUAUUGUAGGAGACGGAACACCACAAGCAUUGAUCCCAAUCUUGACUGGAUUCACAGAACGAGAACUACCUGAAACUCGAAAACGAUUUUCAGAAGCUCAGCAUGUAAAUGUCUAUCCUUUUAUUUGGAAAAGGUUUUCUGAAUUUGGAUAUGUCACUGCUUUUGCAGAAGACACGCCAGAAACGGGUAUUUUUACUUACAGACUUAAAGGAUUUGAUGAACAACCAACAGACCAUUAUAUGAGAUCCUUCUUUUUAGAAGCAAGUAAAGUAGCAUCUCAUCAUAAGAAGUAUUGUCUUGGCCACAAGUCUCACCAUGUGAUAAUGUUGAAUUGGCUGCACCAGUUUUUUGAUGUCUAUCCAGAGGUUCCUAAAUUUGCCUUUGGUUUCCAUGGAGAAAUAAGUCACGAUGAUUUCAACCUGGUUGGAACUGCUGAUGAUGACAUUCUUGGUUUCUUGAAAGACUUACAUCAUAGCAGUAUUUUGAAUAACACUUUGCUUAUUCUGAUGAGUGACCAUGGUCAUAGAUUUGCUGAAAUCCGGAAAUCUCAACAGGGGAAGCUUGAAGAACGUCUUCCUUUUUUCUCGCUGGUUCUCCCACCGUGGUUUUCGACAAAGUACCCCAAACUUUACCGUAACCUGCAGACCAAUGUUGAUCGACUGACUACACCCUUUGACAUCUACUCUACACUCAUGACUGUUCUCCAUACCUCCGUGCCUCUUCGUGGAUCGGUUGAGAAACGAAGCAUAAGUUUGUUUUCUGAAGUUCCUUCUCAGAGGUCUUGUGGUCAUGCAGACAUUGAACCUCACUGGUGCACUUGUCUAUCUUGGGAAGAUGUGUUCGUGGAUGAACCCAUAGCAAAGGAGGUAGCACAAGCUGUUAUUGACUUUAUCAAUGACUACACCAAAAACAAAAGACAUUUGUGUGCUAAACUUUCACUGGAUAAAGUCACUGUUUGUCAGCAACUUCUCCCAAAUAAAGCUUUGCUGAAAUUUAAGAAAAGCAGUGAUAAAGACGGCUUUCUUGCUGAUCUCAGUGACAACACUGUCGUAUCUGAGGCUACGUAUCAAGUACAAUUCCAUGCAUUUCCAUCUGGGGGAAUCUUUGAAGCUUCUGUGAAACAUGAUAUACCACGUGGGACUUUUCACGUCCGUGAACAAGAAAUAAGCCGUGUGAAUCUUUAUGGUCCACAACCACAUUGCGUGCAAGACAGCUACCCUCAGUUGCGCAAGUACUGUUACUGCAAAGUUCAGUAGCAGUGCUUCCUUUGUUUGUAAAAGGAUCACAAUGGAAAUAUAGAUUUUUUUAGAAUUUAAAGAGGUAUUAGUUGAAAAACAACAUGCAAGUAAUCCAAAAGAUUGACAUACCAGUACAACAAUAAGCAAAUACAUCAGUACUAUAGUAGGCAAAUAGGUCAGUACAACAAUAAGGAUAUAAAUAAGAACCAUAACAAAAGUAAGUAAUCAACACAGCAGAAUAACACAUACGAAAAGUUACAAUAAAAGCAAUAGUAAACCAAAUAAGAUCUACACACUAGAACAAAAGUAAGUAAGACACACACAUCGGAAUAACAAGGAAGUAUAACGGAGCUUUAUUUACAAAUUUUUUUGUUUAUAUUUGCUAGUCAUUAAUUUUUUUAUGUAAUGGUAACCUCCUCUGAAUAUUGUAAAAGAAGUUUAUAAUCAGGUAUAUAUUCACUAAAACUGUCUAAGGUGACAGAUGUGUUGAAUGUAGCAGAAGUAAUUUUAAGGAGUGGGUUUCUGUGAUUGAAAACUUGUAAAUGUUAGCAUUAAUGAGUGUGAAAGUAAAUCAUGAAUGUUAACAUCAAUAUAAUAAAUGUGAUGCCACAUAUUACUUUUAAAUUGAAGUUAUCUACUUAUCAUCAUAUUAUCAUUAGAAUGUCUUACUUGUUGAACGUUGGUGUAUUUAAGAUGUGCAACCUCAAUAUAAUGAUUUUGAUAUAUUGUACUAAUUUUUAUUGUUAAUUAUAGAAUUUUACACAGAACUUCUUUUUGUUAAUUAGGUUGUGUUUAAGUCAACACUAAACUUUGUUUGUUAUAAUACUCUAAAUCAUAAUAGAGUGGGUUUAUUUCACUUCAAUGAGGUACUCAGAAAAGUGCCAUCUUGUGUCACUUAAGAAAAAUAAAUUCUUAGAUAAUAGUAAAUUGUAUUGUUUUAUGUUAAUUAAGCUUGGGUUUUCUACUUCCAUACAGAGUCUUAUCACUUUUCAUAUUAUAGACUCAAAGCUUUAACACUACCUCAGUUACUAUACUUCAGUCAGGAAGCACAUCCUACUAAUAUAAUAAUAGGUAGUAAAAUAUAUGCUACUUAAUUACAUUGAAUUCUUAAACACAUUAAGACCUAAGGUCAUAAUUUUCACAUAUGAAAUAGAAUUCCCCUAUUUAAAAAAUAAUAGUUACCACCAGUGUAUACAGGAAAACCCAUUACAUCAUGAUGCUGUCGCCAUAGGAUCUAAUCACUACCUGUCACAUAAAAUAGCCUCCUACUUCACCCACGUAAAUCGGGCUAUACAACUUCGCACCACAAAGAAACCUUACUAAUUGAAUUGAGCUACUUAAAGAAUGUAUCUAGAGGUUUCAACCCUAACAUCAUAGAUAAGGCUUGUAUCAAACUUCAAAAUAUUAUCUUAACUCCAACCUUUCACCAAUCAACAACAUAAAACACAGCAUAUUUGAUUCAUUCCCAUUUUUGACAGAAAUUACAAGUCUGUUUAAUAGUUUGAAUUGAGCAUUAAUGUAAAAACUGUAUUCAAACCUUCACAUAAAAUUAACACCUUACAACCUAAUAUGGAUAUGGAAAGAAAUAUAUAGGACAAAUAUAACGAUCCUUAGAAAUAAGAUGCAAAGAACACCAAGAUCACAUGAAUUUCUGAUAUACACUUUAACAUAUCAAUUUGAAACAGGUCACAAAAUACUUUGAGAUGUAAUUCUUAUACACCAACCCAAAACUAAAAAAGGAAGAGACUGUUUAGAGACUACAGAAAUCAUCAAAGCAACCGAUCUCUUACUAAACCUUAAUAAUGGCCCUAACAACAUCAGCCAUAUUUGGCAAGGUCUGUUCAUCAUUCAUACACUUUACCUAUUUCCAGUCGCCUGUUGACACUAUUUAAUACCUGUGUCUUUUGUAUUUGUUACAUUACAUAUUGUUUAGUACUGUUUUUCUUGAAACAUGUAGUAUGCUCCACCUUCAAUAAAACUUACUUAUAAAUUGU
Limulus polyphemus (Atlantic horseshoe crab) is the source of this 5738-nucleotide messenger RNA. RefSeq lists its product as uncharacterized. Lineage: Eukaryota; Metazoa; Arthropoda; Merostomata; Xiphosura; Limulidae. The coding region runs from base 1834 to 3762 and encodes 642 amino acids. The transcript has 7 exons. The record is from RefSeq and is a predicted model, not a curated record.